AUGACACCACAAGAUCAGUUCUUCUUCCUCUUCUUCUUCUUUGUUGUAGAAGGACGUGUCUCGAGCGAGCUCCAGAGUUUUUACCCAAAGUUUUAUACCAGUCUUCCUUGUUUCUAUUCGGAAAUUUUGCGUGCUUGGGGUAUCUCUGGAGCCAGCAUCGAGACAUCGUCCUUCACUGUCAACCAUGUGUUCAAUAUUCCUUUGAAUUAUUAUAAAUUUCUUCAUUACACACUGGAUGGCGACAAGAUCUUCCCUGCUAGAUUAUUUGCAUGUGGAAUCAAACUCGUCAAACAUCUUGUAAACCCAAACAACGGUACCUGGCUCCGAGCAGACGAGGUCGCCAUCACAUCCACCCUGCAGCGUCCAUCUUUACGGCUCUUGGAAUUUGACCUCUCUCGACUUCACAAAGUGAUUUCCAGUUUGUUUCCCAGAUUCUUUUUAAACAGCGGACUUAGACUGUCAAUAGUUUCAACUCAUCUUCACAAUCUGGCUGAACCUAUCAACUCUCCGUUCUCGAUUAUAACUAAGGACAACAAGAACAUUCUUGCCACACCCACUAAAUCGAUAUAUCGAAUCCUCAACCGUUCUAUUAACUUUCUUCCUAGAACUCAAGUUACUCAUUGGCACGAGAUUGGGAUACUUUCCCCAUCUACACUAAUCAACUGGACUGAAAUCUACUACUAUCCUUCGUCUAAGAAAGAUGGGGACACUCAGUACAAACUAUUACAUAAUGUCCUUCCGUCGCUUGCCGUUCUUCAUCACCUUAAUUCCGACAUCUCCUCUUCAUGUGGAUGGUGUGGCAAGAAAGGAACUAUAUUACACCUCUUUAUCGAGUGCACUUCUAUUCAACCGGCCUUGGAUCUUCUUCACCACCUCCUUUCAUGUCUUUUGCCCGAAGUGAACAUUGACUUUGACCUCUACUGGACCUUGGUUCCACAUGCAAGAGGUCGUAGCAGGGAAGCCGUGCGCCUAUCCAACUUUCUUAUUGUUAGUCUUAAAAGCACAUUAUAUUGGCUUUACCGAACCUCUCGUUUUUUUGAUCCGCUUCCGUUUUGGAAAUUUAGAAUUAAAAACAGAGUCAUUAUUGAUUAUGAAUUCUACAAAUUACAAAGCAAUUUGGCUUUAUUUCUUAAAACAUGGUCACCCAAUAAUGUACUCUUUCUUUUGGAUAACGAUAGUCUCACAUGGUUGAUUUAA
Lytechinus variegatus (green sea urchin) is the source of this 1197-nucleotide messenger RNA. RefSeq lists its product as uncharacterized. The transcript has 3 exons. The record is from RefSeq and is a predicted model, not a curated record. Lineage: Eukaryota; Metazoa; Echinodermata; Echinoidea; Temnopleuroida; Toxopneustidae. The coding region runs from base 1 to 1197 and encodes 398 amino acids.